Messenger RNA from Gavialis gangeticus (Gharial), 594 nucleotides. Its product is annotated as somatostatin-2-like. The coding region runs from base 85 to 408 and encodes 107 amino acids. Lineage: Eukaryota; Metazoa; Chordata; Crocodylia; Gavialidae. Gene Ontology annotation, molecular function: hormone activity. Gene Ontology annotation, biological process: regulation of cell migration. The record is from RefSeq and is a predicted model, not a curated record. Gene Ontology annotation, cellular component: extracellular region. The transcript has 2 exons.
AUUGUCUGAGGCACAAGAGAGCCCAGAAGCAGCUCCCCCUCCCAGCCGUCCCUCAUCCAACGCAGCAGUCACAGCCUGUACGUCAUGCAGCUGGUGGCCAGCCUGGUGUCCGUGCUGCUGCUGGUGUGGAGCAUGCGAGCCACGGCAUUGCCGGGGGAGGAGAGACUCUCGCUACAGAACAGUAAGGAACAGACCAAAGCCCGGAAGGACAUGAUCCUGAAGAUGCUGGUGGGCCUGCUGGAUGACAUGGAUGUGGGCCGGGAUGCCACUUCCACUGACUUUGAGGAGCCCCUGGAGGGCAAACUGGAGGAGGAGCGGUCGACCUUGGGGCGGCUAGCCCAGCUAUCGCAGCGGGACCGCAAAGCCCCCUGCAAAAACUUCUUCUGGAAAACCUUCACUUCCUGCUAACACCAGCGCGCUGGACCCAGCCCCAGGCCCCCUCAGGCUCUCCCCAGCCCCUGCAGAAUACAUGAACUGUGCCUACAUUGUAAAUGCCAUCCACAAGUCGGUAGUGUCUGUUUUCCUUGAAUGAAUCGAGCUAUGGUUGUUUAUUACUCCAUUCACCAAUAAAGCAUGGCUGAGAGGCGCCCCGGG